Dichomitus squalens LYAD-421 SS1 is the source of this 2150-nucleotide messenger RNA. Its product is annotated as protein phosphatase 2A regulatory B subunit. The record is from RefSeq and is a predicted model, not a curated record. Gene Ontology annotation, cellular component: protein phosphatase type 2A complex; cytosol. Gene Ontology annotation, molecular function: protein phosphatase regulator activity; protein binding. Lineage: Eukaryota; Fungi; Basidiomycota; Agaricomycetes; Polyporales; Polyporaceae. Gene Ontology annotation, biological process: peptidyl-serine dephosphorylation. Bases 172 to 1518 code for a protein of 448 amino acids. The transcript has 8 exons.
CCGCAGAGUCUCUCGCAUCCCAGACCACGCACCCUCCGCACGCCACCCCACACACGCCCAUUUCUCCGCUGUGUCCGUCUCACGAACCCUUGUCUGCUAACUACGCACCUGAGUCCACCGAGUACCCCACUCCACACUCCCCAUCGUACGAUACUCUUCCCCCACUCGAUCAUGGAUCAGGACGCGUCCAGUUCAGGAGGAUGGCGGUUUGCGCAAUGCUUCGGCGACAAGGGCGACGUCGAGGACAUCACAGAAGCCGAUAUUAUCUCAACCGUCGAGUUCGACUCGACAGGCAACUACCUUGCCACCGGUGACAAGGGAGGCCGUGUCGUCCUGUUCGAGCGCAAUGAGAUGAAAAAGAAUUGCGAAUACAAGUUUUACACCGAGUUCCAGUCGCACGAACCAGAGUUCGACUAUCUCAAGUCGUUGGAGAUCGAGGAGAAGAUCAAUAAGAUCAAGUGGUGCAAACGACAGAACUCCGCACACUUCCUGCUAUCCACCAACGACAAAACGAUCAAGCUAUGGAAAGUGUUUGAGAAGCAGUUACGAGUGUUGUCGGAGAGCAAUCUGCUCGAUGGCCAGAGAUCGCUACCCGCCCCCAUAUCCUCACAACACCUGAGACUUCCCCGCAUGACCCAGCAAGACAACAUCAUUGCUGCAGUACCCCGCAAAGUGUACUCGAACGCACAUGCAUACCACAUCCACUCCAUCUCGGUAAACUCUGACCAGGAGACAUAUAUCUCGGCGGACGACCUCCGGAUUAAUCUCUGGAACUUGGAUAUCAGCGACCGUAGCUUUAACAUUGUCGAUAUCAAACCCGCGAACAUGGAGGAGCUCACAGAGGUCAUCACUGCGGCCGAGUUCCAUCCCACGCAGUGCAACUUGUUUAUGUACAGCAGCUCGAAGAGUAACAUCAAGCUCGCGGACAUGCGAGACUCUGCCCUGUGUGACAAGCACGCAAAGAUGUUUGAGGAAGAGGAGGACCCAACAAACCGGUCUUUCUUCUCCGAGAUCAUCUCGUCCAUAUCCGACGUGAAAUUCAGCCAUGACGGUCGAUACAUUCUGUCGCGCGACUAUCUCAACCUCAAGAUCUGGGAUAUCAACAUGGAGAACCGGCCAUUGAAGACGAUCCCCAUUCAUGACCACCUCCGGGGAAAGCUGUGCGAUCUGUACGAGAACGACUGCAUCUUCGACAAGUUUGAGUGCAUAUGGAGUGGCGAUGACAAGCACGUUCUCACCGGGUCAUACCACAACUACUUCCGGAUAUUUGAUGUCGAGACCCUGAAUGACGUCGUGCUUCAGGCGGACAAGUCGGCGUUCAAAGCGAAGAAGAUCGGAGGUCCUCUGCCGGGCAACAAGGGAGGCUUGAAGAACGGACGGCCAACUGGAAUGAGGGAGAAUAUGGCAUCAGAGACGCUGGACUUCAACAAGAAGAUCUUGCACGCGAGCUGGCAUCCGCGGGAAAACACCAUAGCGAUCGCCGCAACGAACAACCUCUUCUUGUACAGUGCGGCAUGAGCAUGAACAUGCCAUGCUCUCCGUGCCCUUACUUCCCAUCACCUCUACGCCUCCCAUCCUUCUAUUCACCCAUACGCUUGUCCUCAUGCACGACCACACUCCAUCCAACACCUUCGUCUUGCUGCGCGACAUGCCAUCACCUGAAGAGUCCAGACAGACGACUAAGAUACCGAGAUGCCUCCUCGGAGCACAGACGGGGAGCACAGACUGACACUACAUCGUUUCUCGCUCCUGCAUAACGACUAGCCUUGGCCGCUCUCCAUUGUCCUCCACAGUCCCUCUUCCGCUUCCGGACCCUCUACUAUAUAUGCGCACUGAUGUGCCGUUCGUGCAUACGCCCGGCGUGCCGGGCUUCUCGCUCAGUGUACUCCAUGUUCUCCUAAUCGCCCCUUACACUCCCUUAUAUCCCCGCACGUGUACCACGUUCGCAUCGGACCUCAUCCAUCCGUCUUCAGACCUACCGUACACCCGCGCCCGGGCGCCGCAGCGAUUGCGUCUCCACGUACGUGCGUCCUGUGUGUCCUCCUGCGUCUCCCGCGUCUUCCCUUGGCUCGCCCCGGUUGGCUCUUGCGUCUCGUUCGCAGCGUUCACGUCGUUGUCCGUCACCACGUCUGUAUCAUUCCCUCUCCCGC